AUGAGACUUCAUAGGGUAUUUCUUUUUGCCUUUAUCGGCAAUGCUAUUGCGGCUGCGGUAGUAGAAAGGGCGAAAGAGACGAAUUGUUCGUUAUCGCCCUCUUUAUGUUCUACUGAGAAGACUUCAUCUACUUCUUCAUCCACUACCGCAUCCACAACUUCAUCCAGCACUUCAUCCAGCACUUCAUCCAGCAGCACCAUCCAAACAACCGGAACCCUCACCGCCGACUUCGCCGCCUCUGCCACCGCCGCCACUGCAACUUGCGGCGCUGGCUUCCUCCCCGAAACCGCCACCAACCAAGCGCGCUCCGUUCUUCAAGCCAACACAACCAGUACCUGCACCACCAUAUCUCCCGGAUGGCCCUGUUUCGGGGUCGGCAUGAUGCCAAGCCAAGAUACGCUUUCGGAUAUAAGUAAUGCAUUUGCUCCUACUCAGUAUCACGGCACCGUUGCCUUUCUAUGCAAUUUGAGCGAGGUACCCAUGACGACGUCGGGGUUCGAUAUCGGUGUGUUGGAUGAUUUAAUAUAUGUGAAGCAUUGUGCGAAUUAUACGCCAGCGGCGCUGAUGAGUCCGGGAGAGUGGGUUUAUGGGUAUUUGGACUGGAACACGGUGCAGACGGUGGGACAGAGUAGUGAGUUGUGUACUCAUGUCAUGAGUCAGGUUGUGGCAUAUCCUAAUCCUAUGUCUUGA
This is a messenger RNA of Botrytis fragariae, 690 nucleotides long. RefSeq lists its product as uncharacterized. The record is from RefSeq and is a predicted model, not a curated record. The coding region runs from base 1 to 690 and encodes 229 amino acids. The transcript has a single exon. NCBI's taxonomy places the organism in Eukaryota, Fungi, Ascomycota, Leotiomycetes, Helotiales, Sclerotiniaceae.